GGCGAACAGAAAAAAACCCGUGAUUGUGGUUACGAUACUGUUAAGCUAACAAAAUUCCAUCAAGCUAUAUCAUGUAUUGAACGCAAUGUACGAUAUAAAGUCUGCCGGAUCAUGAUAUCUAUGUAUAUUCAUUGUACAAGGGCCAGAUUCAAACGAUUUUCGAGGGAGAGUUGAAAAAUAUACGAACUACUAUAGUAAAGUUAUGCUAUCGUGAAAUUAGAUUCGUCAGUUAAAGGGGGGGGGGGAACCAAUUUAGGAGGCCGAAAUUCGAUUGUUUUUUGUGACUUUUUUUUAACUGAGAAAGAAUACUUAGAAUACGUUUAAACUUGCAGGUUAGUUUAUUUCUAUUUUGAACUACACUUUUAAAUUUAUCAAUGCCAUUUCCGCCGGAAGUGGUGGAUUUAGAGGGUGGUCUUCAUUGACGAUCGCCAUCUGAGUUGACUGCUGGCGGGACACCUGGAGGACACAGGUUUGAUCUGAAAUCAUUAAUUUUGUUUACUUUAGUUGUUAGUAAGCAUAUUUUCUAAGAAUAUGAACCAAGCUCUGGCCAAAAGAGUUGAAAAUUCAAUGUUUUGGAGGUGUUUGAACAAAAUGUUAUGUUUUUAUAUAAUUUUUUUCACCUUUCUUACAUAAAAAAAUAUAAUUUACUUAAUAUCAAUACAGAAUUUAGUUCAUAUUUUUCGGACUUAAAUAAAGGAUAUUCACACAAAUUUUCAGAACGAUUCGUCAAUAACUUUUUGAGCUAGGAUUCCAAGUUGAAAAAAAGUGCGCUUCGGCACUGAAUCGACCGUUUACCUUAGUGCUCAUAACAUCGUAACUAAUCGGAAUUUCGUUUUCGUAUUCUUGAAUAGUUGCACUAACAAUUUAUGCAAUGAAUAAAAUCGAUUUUUUUGUAUCAUCUAAACUGGCUGCCCCCCUUAACCAUAAAUCAUCAGGGUAGCUUCCAAAAGUGUGCCUGAUACUCGAAUCAGCGAACAAUGCCUAUAGAACUCUAAUAAGGACAAAUAAUUUUCAAAAUGAUAAACUAUUUGAUCUUUUUAUUUGUGUUGUGUGGCUUGAGGGUUUUUAUCGGAUUUUUUUCAUAUCGAAACUGAGCUCUGAAGAUUUACAUGACCUGUGUUGCGGUAACAACAGAUAAAAUUAGUUUUGAUUGUCCAAAUCAAUUCGUGGUUCUGUUUCCAAUAAAAAGCUCAAAAUCAAAGCUCUGAUUUUAUUGGUUUUGUUAGGAAUAACAACGAUUUGCAGUAUACCAGAUUUGUAUAUAAUAAAAAUGGACUUACUUCGAUUUACAAUACUUUAUUGAAAUUUUUCGAAAACACACGGAGCAAAAGAAUAAAAUAUCGUUAUUGUUAUGCGUGGCUCGAAACCAGUUUAAGUAACUAUUAGCUAAUUAGUAAAAUGGCAUUAAAUUGUAAAAGAAAAUGAGAUAAUUUACGUGAGAAAGCAUAACAAUUUUUACCCCAAUGACUAUUAUUACCCCGUAAGUAUUUGGGGCUUCUCGCAGUCAACAACCAAUUAUAUAUUCAUGUGCAUAAAUCUAGACUAAGUAGUUUGUAAUUAGCGAUUUGCUAGGCUUUGCAAACAUACAUACAUAUAUGUAUUAGUUUGUGUGUGUGAACAAAUAAAUGUGUUUAUGCGCUUUGCAAAUUAAGUCCCAUUACGGAGUGAAAAUUUUCCAAAAUUCGAAUAUGUGACCCAAUCGUCAUAAUCACGAUUGAACGAGAUCAACGACUGUCUAUCGCCCUGUCUGCCUGCCUGUUGGAUACCAUACAUAAAUAUAUACAAAUGUAUGUAGGCACUUUAGAGUCCACUAGAAUAUCAGCUUAUUAAAUCCAGUACAGUCGAGCUUUAUGUGUGGAGCACGAUUAAGACGAGUUUAUUCUGUACAGUGUGCAGCUAAUUGUGUGUGCGGUCCAUACUAGUAACUAUGCGCAUUCUAUGUACAUAAGUCCAACAUGAUAAUAAUAUACAAAUUGCACUUGAAUACCCGCUCCUUCAGCGCAGCCAUACCACUUAGUCACCAGAUGAACAAACCCACAAAUGACCACCUAGGUAUAUGCAUAUGUAUGUAUGUUAUAUGUAUGUACAUAUAUAUGUAUUUAAUAGCACACAUACUUAACACAUACAAGUACAAUUUGCGUGUACAUGCAAUGCAGAGCACACAUGAUGGAAUUGGCUCCGACAUCACCCACUCAGUUGACAUGGACGCACUUGUUUUUAUCGGACAAACUAUAUAAGGCAAAGUUUUAUUUGAAAAUUUUAUCAGUCAAUUUUUGUAUUUCUCAGCAUUUACAAUUGCGAUUAGCAGCCAACUGAGACAUCCUUAGAGAGAACGAGCCUUUUCAACUGGAAUCAAGUAUUAUUUUAAUAAACACAAUGAAAUACAUCAUCGCUGUUUUACUCGCCGCAUUGGUGGCAAUGGCCGCUGCCGAGGAGUACAAGAUACGCAAUCAGGAUGAUUUAUUGAAGGCGCGCAAAGAAUGCAUGGAAGCGAAGAAGGUGCCCACCGAACACAUUGAGAAAUUCAAGAAAUUCGAAUUUCCCGAUGAUGAGGUGACGCGCUGCUACAUCGAGUGCAUCUUCAACAAAUUCCAACUAUUCAGCCCCACCGAAGGUUUCAAGACACAAAAUCUGAUUGCACAACUCGGCCAGAAUAAGGAGAAUAAGGACGCUGUGAAGGCUGAUAUUGAGAAGUGUGCCGAUAAGAAUGAACAGAAAUCGGAUUCAUGCACAUGGGCAUACCGUGGAUUCAAGUGUUUCAUCAGUAAGAAUUUACCGCUGGUGCAGGAAAGCCUCAAGAAGAAUUAAAUGCAUUCACAGAUGACGAGAAGUGAGCGUGUAGCCGGUGCCGAAAAUGACAUAAACCACCAACACAAACACCACCACCUAUAGCAACAGCACCAUCAACAAUAACAUAAACAACAACUGUAAUAAGCUUUUACAUAAUAUUUAAAAAAAAAAACUAGUGCAAGGCAAACCACAGUAGUGAGCAAACAACUGCAACUGCAUCAGAACCUUAGUAAAGCCAGGUAAAUCACAAGAGCGUAGGCGCACCGGCGGUAAACAACUGAAAUAAAGUAAACAUUCAAGCUCAUGUAUGUAAUAAAUAAUAAAGAUAGAAUAUACAUUUGCAAUAGUACGGUUGAAUCAUCUUGAAACGUCCUGUUAUUUUCGCAUUUAACUACUACAAUUUUUUUUUUGUUCACACAUCUAUGUAUUAUGUUUCAUUCGUUCGAUGUUAAUUAACUUUCACGAAUAAAAAGGAAAUUAAUUACAAUGUGCAAAA
Molecule: messenger RNA, 3286 nt
Organism: Bactrocera oleae (olive fruit fly)
Lineage: Eukaryota; Metazoa; Arthropoda; Insecta; Diptera; Tephritidae
Gene: Obp44a
Product: Odorant-binding protein 44a
Biological process (GO): sensory perception of smell
Molecular function (GO): odorant binding
Source: RefSeq, a predicted model, not a curated record